AUGGAGCAGUUCCAUCACGGCCAGCACGUGCGGCUGCGCAGCCGCGUGCACGCCACGUACCUACACGCCGACGAGGACGGGCAUGGCGUCUCCCUCCACCACCGCCGGGCGUCGAUGAACGCGGCUUGGGCGGUGCACUUGCACCAGUUCCAGAACGCGCAGUACCUGCUCCUCCACAGCGCCGCCUACGGCCGCUACCUCGCCGCCACGGACGCGCCGGCGCCGCUAGGCCACCGCGGGCUCCGCGUCGAGCAGCGCAACUACAACCAUCCCGAAGUGGAUGCAUUGGUUUGGCAGGCCAUCCUGUCGGAAUCCGGGGAAGAGGUCUACCUCCGCCACAUCGGCGGCCGCCGCCUCCGCGCCAACGGGAGGCACUGGAAGACCGACGCCAGCGUUGACUACGCCGACGACCUCGACAACAUCAGCAGGAAGAUGCUCUGGGUCGUGGAGGACAUCCCCGCCAGGGAGGUCGCGCCUCCCCUUCCACGUCCGACUGGGGUGAGCCCGCCAUGCCCGUUCCUUGAUUUGCGUGAAUUGAGCUCUGUUCUUGCCAAAUUUGCGCUUCUUGGUUUCUUUGAUUUGAUGAUGGUUCUUUGCGACUACGGAUUGCAGCUUCCCCACCUGACGUUGCGGUCGCGGCUGAUCAUGUACGUGUUGCCGACCGUCUACGGGGCCCUCCUCGCCCGCGGCACGUUCGUGUUCAGGGGGAGGUCCGUGUUCCGCCUGAGGAAGGAGCUGGCCAGGCAGCUGGGCGUUUUCGUAAACGUGGAGGUCUCCGACCUCUUCAUGUGCCUCCCCACACAGGAUGGCCGGCUUUUUCCACUCGUCGUCGACCUGCCCCGCAGCGGCCAGACCCUCCACAUCAUCGUCGCCAUCGCCGGGACGCCUGGUGAGAGCCCCUCCAUAUCCUCAACUUCCUACUCUUCUCCUUGUCAGUUGAUUGCUAAUUGA
Messenger RNA from Aegilops tauschii subsp. strangulata, 951 nucleotides. RefSeq lists its product as uncharacterized. NCBI's taxonomy places the organism in Eukaryota, Viridiplantae, Streptophyta, Magnoliopsida, Poales, Poaceae. The record is from RefSeq and is a predicted model, not a curated record.